CUGUGUGUGUCUGCGUGAGCCAGAGACUGGGUGUAUGGGGGGUGGCAUGGGUAGGUGUACGUUGGGGGUGUUUCGGCAGACGCUCUCCUAUCUCACGCCGGAUCAUUCCACCUUUUUCCCCAUUUCAAUGUGCAGAGAGCAGUUUGUAAAGAACUCGUUCCAAGCUCCUCCCUAUUUUGCUGCUGGCCCAGUAGCUCCUCCCAUUUCCAUCAGGCUGCCAUUUUUAAUCCAGCGUUCUAGGACCGCGUCCGCUCUCCCUGUCUUGACGCGGUGCGAGAAUAAGCGAGACAAAGCAAGACGGGAGGGUGUCUCUGUGUCCACAUCGGCAUGAUGGCAGAUGCCGAGAACAAGCCUUGCCCCGACCGUACGCCCUGCCCCCACGCCUUCCCAUGUACGCUAGAACCACCCCCGAACUCGUUCCUUGGCCCCGCACACACACAUUCGCCCCCCCGUCACCCACAUACUUCUCCCUCUCUCUGUUCCAGGGGACUCAUGGGGAAUCUCCUGAAAGUGCUGGCUUGCACCGACCUUGAGCAUGGCACAAUAGUUUUCCUUGACUUUGAACACGCCCAGCCCACGGAGGCGGAAACAGCUGUGUGGAACCAGGUGAGCGCUGUGCUUGAGGAGGCUCAUGGGAUUCUGGCAGAACUGCAGUCCUACAAUGGAGCAGGCCAGGAGAUACGAGAGGCCAUUCAGAACCCAAGCGACCUACAACUGCAGGAGAAAGCCUGGAACGCAGUCUGCCCCCUGGUGGCCAAGCUGAAACGCUUCUACGAGUUCUCCCUCAGGCUCGAGAAUGCACUGCGCAGCCUGCUGGAGGCGUUGACGAGCCCACCCUACGCCCCCAUGCAGCACCUGGAACGAGAGCAGGCGCUAGCUAAGCAGUUUGCCGAGAUACUGCACUUCACACUCAGCUUCGACGAGCUCAAGAUGACCAACCCAGCCAUUCAGAAUGACUUCAGCUAUUACAGGAGGACCAUCAGCAGGAACCGGUUAAACAAUCAGCAGCUGGAUGCCGAGAAUGAGGUGAACAACGAGAUGGCCAAUCGGAUGUCUCUGUUCUACGCAGAGGCCACACCCAUGCUGAAGACCCUCAGCAACGCCACUACCAAGUUUGUGUCUGAGAACAAAACGUUGCCAAUCGAGGACACGACAGACUGCCUGAGCACCAUGGCCUGCGUGUGCCGAGUCAUGCUGGAGACCCCGGAGUACCGAUGCCGCUUCACGAACACGGACACCAUGCUCUUUUGCAUGCGGGUUAUGGUUGGUGUCAUCAUCCUCUACGAUCACGUCCACCCUGUAGGUGCUUUUGCCAAGACCUCCAAGAUUGACAUGAAAGGCUGCAUCAAGGUGCUAAAAGAGCAGGACUCCAACAGUGUGGAGGGGCUGCUGAACGCACUGAGGUACACGACGCGGCAUCUAAAUGACGACAGCACCUCCAAACAAAUUCGAGCUAUGCUCCAAUGAGAGAAGAGUGAAGUGGGGAUGAGGGGAGAGAGAAGUUGAAAGAAGAGACUGUAAAAGAAACAAAACAAGGGUGGUAGGAAGUCUUGGGGGACCCAAACUUGAUAGUUUACAUGAACGAAAUGCAAAAUCAUUUCACUGUCAAUAACUUGGAAGGAAGAAAAUGAAAAAAUAUAUAUAUAUAUUAUUGUCAAUUGCUCAUCUUCAUGUCUCUCAUUUUGUAAAAAAAAAAGAAGAGGAGAAAAUAGAGAUAUAUAUUAAACUAAAAAAGUGAACGCAUAAAAAUACAAUGUAUGAAAUUAAUAGGACAAAAGAAGAGAAAAUAUAUAAAAUUUUAAGGCUAAAAAGGGAAAGAAAAAGGUCCAUAUUCCAAUGAAAGCUUGAAGAGUAUUUUUUCAGUCAUUAAUAGGACAAUGCCAGCACUCUGGUUUCACUGUAGAGGAAAAGGCUGGAAAUUAAGUGUACAGUAAACUCUAUGUAUACUUGGAUUUUGACUCCAUUUGAUUUUACAUCAUUGCCUCAUAUUACCCAUAAUCCUAUCCAACUCAUGGUAGAUCUUCUAGCCACCAAGGUUUUAUAUUUCGCUGACUUGGCACAAAUGACAAACUCACACAAUGCUUCUUCCUUUUCAACUGAGUUUUGACAUUGAAGCUAAGUAGAUAGUCCACUGUACCAGAUGGGAUAUUUUACAAAACAGAGCCAACAAGAGAAAAGUAUUCAGGAGACUAGAGUAUCACAACUGAUCCAGUGGACUCCUAUACUCUGCAGUUUCAAAGCACACUCUAAACUAGCGAAACAAUGCUGUGUAAAAAUUGAAUACCACUGAAUGUUUGGGUUUAUCCCCCAUUCUGAUGUGCUAAACAUGUUUACUGCUGUAAUGCUAUCUUGUUCGCCUUCACCAAGAAACAAACUUGACCUAAAACUUAAAUAUGUCAAUGGCAUCCACAUAUCACCCUGCACCUUAUAUGUUCAAACUGGUGCUACUGUAUUUGAGGGGAAACAUAUCAACUUGAGAUUCCCUGAGCAGGGUGAGGCUUUUGCUAAAAGUUGGACAUCCAUACCAGUCACCAAUCAUUUCACCAAAACAUCAAUCCUGACUGGAGUGCAUUACCAUUAAAUGAACGUAUUACAUAACUGACAACUGCAAACAAAGCUAUUACAUCUCAUUAAGUUUGUCUGCAGACAUGCUGAGCGGACGUGUGUUGUGUAGCUCACACUCUGUUACUGUCAUGGCUCUUGGCAUGUAUGUGGAAACAAUUCAUGCAAAACACCCUUCUCAAAAGUACGACAGCAACCUUGAACCCAGCUACAUUUUGUUUGCAAAUUGAAUUAGCAACUAUGCGACCUGCUAGAAUCCAUUUCCAGCAAUGCAAGACCCACUUGUCACAGCACAGUGUUCAGUCAUUAUAUCACAAUUUUUUUAAAAAUUACAAAUCAUUAAGUCCAUUCAUUCACAACUCAUUGACGCAUUUAAAAUCAACUGUAUUUGAAAAGCAACACUACGAGGAGAAGUAGCUUAGCCAUCAUCCAGUCCGAAGAUGUAGACUUGGAGUGGGACCCAGGUGAAUCGUGGUCCGCCAGAGACCCCACCCCCUUUCCCAGGCAUGAACGAAUGCUGGAUUGGCUACAAAAGUUGUGUGCUCAUGAUCCACUAGAGAAUCCUUCUUUUAGUAUGAGGCAAACAAAAAAGAAAUUAAAUAAAUGGGAAUUUUAAAAACAAACAAAUAAUGAAGUCAAAGGAGAUAGAAGCAUUGCUGUACUGUGGAUGUCCAUAGCCCUUAGAAAGUCUAACUUAAUUUGAUCUUAUAUAUUUUCAAUACAGGUAUAUGUGUACAUGCAUAUGCUGUAUAAAUAUAUAGAUGGCAUGUUGUAAAAGUUCUGAUGUGUAAAUAGUGUUUUUAUUCACUUUUAUUGUUCAGUGAAUCUGGAUUGGGUAUGUGUUGUCUCUCCCAUUCGUUUUGGCUUGGACCUUUGGACUUGCCGUAGUCAUAGGCUUUUGAAU
Messenger RNA from Scleropages formosus (Asian bonytongue), 3466 nucleotides. It is a transcript of the gene fam49al, whose product is annotated as family with sequence similarity 49 member A, like. The coding region runs from base 328 to 1467 and encodes 379 amino acids. The record is from RefSeq and is a predicted model, not a curated record. Gene Ontology annotation, molecular function: small GTPase binding. Gene Ontology annotation, biological process: regulation of actin filament polymerization. The transcript is spliced from 10 exons. NCBI's taxonomy places the organism in Eukaryota, Metazoa, Chordata, Actinopteri, Osteoglossiformes, Osteoglossidae.